This is a messenger RNA of Trematomus bernacchii (emerald rockcod), 4007 nucleotides long. RefSeq lists its product as uncharacterized. The record is from RefSeq and is a predicted model, not a curated record. The transcript is spliced from 4 exons. Gene Ontology annotation, molecular function: protein binding; GTP binding. NCBI's taxonomy places the organism in Eukaryota, Metazoa, Chordata, Actinopteri, Perciformes, Nototheniidae. The coding region runs from base 192 to 3320 and encodes 1042 amino acids.
AGCUUAUCAGAGACAGCAUUUCUCUCUUUCUCUGUUUCUCUCUGAAGGAGAAUCAACAAUCUCAGGUUUUUCUCAACAAACAGCAGAAUCUCUGAUGACACACACUGCUUCUCUUUGUGCAGUAAAGCCUGUUCCCUUCCUUCCUGCUCUCAAACAGAGCCAGCUACACCCUCUCAAGUUCAUUCAGAGAGAUGGACUCUGAAGGCAGCGGGACGAUGGAGGUGGCGGCGCUCGGACGGCCUUUCAGCCUCGGGAUGUUGUACGACUGCCGCAACGACUCACUCGUCCCUGGAAUGACUUUGUGGGACCCUGAGGACCUUAAAAAACAUACUGGAGAAAGACCACAGAAUUAUAAUGAUUGUGAUUUAGUUGCUUCUGAAUCAAUUGAGGACAAAUCUUCAGCACUAAAUGUUGAAGCAUCACUGAAGGCAAGUUUCUUGAGUGGACUGGUAAAGGUUGGUGGAUCAGCCAAAUACCUGAACGAUAGUAAGACUUCCAAAAAUCAGGCCAGAGUAACACUGAAGUACCAAGCUACCACAAACGUCCACGAACUGUCCAUGAAUCAUCUUGGGAGAGACGAUGUGAUACAGAAAUCUGUCUUUGAGAAAGGAAUAGCAACACAUGUAGUCACAGGUAUCCUUUAUGGCGCACAAGCCUUCUUUGUCUUUGACCGUGAGGUGUCUGUCAACGAGAACCAUCAAGACAUUCAGGGCAACUUGAAGGUGAUGAUCAAGAAAAUUCCCUGCUUUUCAAUAGAGGGUGAAGGCUCGCUGAAAAUGGAAGACAAGGACAAAGCAAAUGUUGAGAAACUGUCCUGCAGAUUCUUUGGAGACUUUUUGAUUCAGAAACCUCCAACAUCCUUUCAGGAUGCAGUAGAGGUGUACCAAAGUCUGCCAAAGCUGCUGGGAGCCAACGGGGAAAACGCAGUACCAGUGAAGGUCUGGCUGUUGCCUCUGACAUGUUUAGAUUCUUCUGCCGCUAAACUUGUCCGUCAGAUAAGUAUAGGAUUAGUUGAAGAAUGUCAGAGUGUCCUGGAGGACUUCAGUGACCUGGAAAUGAGGUUCAAUGAUGCACUGAGAACCCAAACUGCACAGCAGUUCCCACAGAUUGGAAAAAAACUCAAAACCUUUAAACAGAAGUGCUCUCAGUUCAAACUGAAAUUCCAACAAACCCUGGCAAAGAAACUUCCAUCAAUCCGAGGAAGAGGAGAAGAAGAAGCUGUGCUCGCAGAGAUCCUGAGGAAGACAUGUUCUUCUCCUUUCAACAGCAAGGACCUGAACGAGUGGAUGGACUGUAAGGAGAGAGAAAUAUACACCGUGAUGUCUCUGACCGACAUGAUGACAAACACCAAGAUCAUCUCAUCUCAAACAGACCUGUACAAAGAAAGCUUCAAAGCAGAGCAUGCUGUGUGUUUUGUCUUCACCUCACUGGGAAGUGAUGAACCGUACCUCUCAACUUUAUCAAACCACCUUAAACAAACACCCAAACCAGACGAUGCUCAAGAACCCCCCCCUCCAGAUCAAUGGUACACCUCAAGAGAAGAAGGGGAAGCAAUGCGGCAAAAAGCAAAGCUCUUCAGUGAUUUUGCAGAGGCCAACAAGGAGAACAAGAACAUCACAUUCCUGACGGUGGGUUUAACAAACGAGACACAGAAAGGUGCCAGCAUCUACCUUUAUACAGACGGCUUUUCUGUCAAUGAGAACUUUGAGCCGCCUUCAAAGCCUGCAACAGUAACAGGAAGUGAUAUAAACCACAGCAGUGUGACGCUGAACAUUUCUCCACCCAGAUUUGGAGCAGAGGACAUCACCUCCUACUCUGUUGAGUACUGUGUCAGAGGAGAGGACGGCUGGAAACAAGAGACAGCAUCCAAAGCUGAAGAAGUCACAGUGAGCGACCUGAGUGAAGAUGGAGGCUUUGAUCUGAAGUGCCUGAAAAUGCGGGCAGAAAGCAUGGAGAAGUUAUAUGUUCAUUUUAAUAAGACAACAACCAAAAGCUUGACAAAGGAAGUCCUCAGAGAAAGAAAGCAGCCCGAGAUCUCAAUUGAACAUUUGCAAAAGCAGGUUAAAGUAGGGUUAGCCAAGCUGAGUCCUAACACAGAGUACAUGUUCAGAUGCAGGGCAGAGACACCAGUAGGUGCCGGGCCAGCCAAUGAACUCAGUGGAUCCAUUCAAACCUUACCCUGCAGCCCUCCUGGAAAACUCCAUGUUGAAUCUACCUCAGGUGAGAUAUCAGUCAGCUGGGAGAAACCUGCUGAGCUCGGACAAGAUGUCCACGUUUUGAGCUACAUCGUGGAGUACGCCGAACCAGACCAACAGGUGAAAGAGGAAGAUCUCCACUGGGAGCAAAUGAAGGCAGGAGCUGAGAAGGCGAUCAUUUCAGGACUUCAGCCAGAGACAGAAUACGCUGUCAGGGUCAGGUGUGAUUGUGGUGCAGCUGGAAGAAGCAAAGAAAGCAUCGCUGUUAAUGUCCGCACAACUAAACCUUUACGUCUCGCAGAAUUCCUCAAAAGGAAAAGCAAAAGGAUCAAUUCUGAAUCUCCCUCAGUUUACAAACUGCCUCUGACAGAAGAAGACAUGGAAGUUGAUGGAUGCCGGAGGUUCAACUUUGGCAAAGAAAGCAUGACACGAAAUCGCACAAUCAUGCUUGUUGGAGCAACUGGAUCUGGAAAGUCCACUCUGAUCAAUGGACUCAUCAACUACAUCGUUGGUGUAGAGUGGGAGGACGAUUUCAGAUUCAAGUUAGUUGAUGAGGAUCAGUCGAGAUCUCAAGCUGAGAGCCAGACCUCUGAAGUCACUGUGUACAACAUCAACCACCAAGAGGGCUUUAAAAUCCCUUUCUCUCUGACCAUUGUUGAUACUCCAGGCUUUGGAGAUACAGGAGAAAUACAAAGAGACAAGGAGAUCACAGAACAGAUUCGUAAUCACUUCUCUUGCCAGAGUGGCAUCAGUGAAAUUGACGCAGUGUGUUUUGUAGUUCCAGCUUCUUUAGCUCAGCUCACACCAACACAGCAGUAUGUGUUUGAUUCUGUGCUCUCAAUCCUUGGCAAAGAUGUUGCAGAAAACCUCCAGGUUCUGGUGACAUUCUCAGACGGCCAACGCCCACCAGUUCUAGAGGCGAUCAAAGCUUCAGGUGUCCCAUGUCCUCAAACAAAAGACGGGCUGCCAGUUCACUUCAAAUUCAAUAAUUCUGCAUUGUUUGCACAGAACCAAUCAUCUGCUGCUGCUGACUCCAGUGGAGAUGAGGUAGAUGGAGGCUUUGACAAGCUGCUCUGGAAAAUGGGGGCAAAAAGCAUGAAGAGGUUCUUUGUGGCUUUAGAUUAGAUAACAACCAAAAGUUUGACAAUGACAAAGGAAGUUCUCAGAGAAAGACAGCAGCUCCAGAUCUCAAUUUGAAAUGUGCAAAAGCAGUUUAAAGUAGGGUUAGCCCAGCUCGGGAGAUCAAGAGAUUAAAGAGACAACUGAACAACUUAAACUGCAUGAAGGAGAACUGUUCAGGAAGUGAUCGACCAAAUGAAGGCUGAAUAUCAGCAUCUUCAGGCUGAAGUGAGGGAGAUGAUGAAGAGGUCUGCUGAGUGUCUGAACAGACUAAGAGAGAUCGCACUGAGGCCAAAUCCUCUCUCCACUCCAGAGUACAUUGACCUGCUGAUUGAGGGAGAGAAAUCUGAGGCCGAGUCAGGCUGGAAGCAACGAGUUGAGUACCUGAUGGACAUGAGAGGACAAGCAGAGCUCAUGGGUAAAGUAAGGAGAGGAGAACACCUGCUUUAAAGUGAAGAAUCUUUAACUGAGAGCAACAUCAAGACCAGCUCCAACUGAGACCAAGACAAGAGCUGAACAUGAUUUCAAAGAAGAGACGUGUAAAUACACAAUUAAACAAGACAGGAUAGUGAGUGAUACUGAUCAAGAGUCCUUGAUGGCCAACACAACCAAGUGACCAUGACACAAAUGUUCAUGGGUCAUUUAUUUUUAUUUUCUGUUCUUACAAAGUUAUCGUUUAACAGUUUUUUAAUC